CCAAAAAAAAAAACAGAAAACAAAAAAAAAACAAAGAAACGCAGAGAACAGAGGAAGAAGCAUAAGGGAGUACGCAAAGACUGAGCGAGAAUGGAAUGUUUGGACGCUAAUUUUCCUGUGUGCCAUAGAAAGGUCUCGUUAGAAAUUAAGGGAAACAAGACAGAGAUUGUGAUCUGCAGCUAUGAUGAUCAUAUCCUUGUCAUAGCAACACAGAUUGGAGCCAUGGGGACUAUAUUGCACGCAAGGAAGGAAGAAGGGAUGUCUGUUGAACCAACAUUUAGUGUCUCAGUUAUAUUCGGAAAGCGUGAUGAGCCGAUGCUGGUAGCAACUGCUCGAAGACUCAUUGAUCACAUAAGUUCUCAUGUUCCCUCGAAGCCUUUGAUUCUCUCGCUUGGUCUCAAAGAUCAUUCUUCCGAGACGUUGAAGGAAAUAGUUGCAGCUGUGGAUCGAUAA
Messenger RNA from Brassica oleracea var. oleracea, 453 nucleotides. RefSeq lists its product as uncharacterized. NCBI's taxonomy places the organism in Eukaryota, Viridiplantae, Streptophyta, Magnoliopsida, Brassicales, Brassicaceae. The transcript is spliced from 7 exons. The coding region runs from base 91 to 453 and encodes 120 amino acids. The record is from RefSeq and is a predicted model, not a curated record. Gene Ontology annotation, biological process: proteasome assembly.